AUGGACACCAGUGACAAUUUUGACGAAAAGCCAGAAUUUCAGUCUCCUUAUGGGUUUAUAGACAACGGCACCUAUACUUUCAGUGCUGCUGGUCCAAGUUAUUCGGGUUCGAGUGCAACACAGGUGACAGGGGAGCAUUUCGCGGCGGACAGUACUUAUUAUUCCACCAGUGCGCAGUCCGUAAGUAGGCCAUCUCCGGCUGAAGUAACAUCGAGGCCAAUAAAAGUUGAAUCUCAGAAACCCGGCAUAGCCAUCGACAACCAGCAAUGGGUGUAUGGUUCGAACGAAUUUCACGAUACCUCAAGAUACACUUCGCAGACGACGGGGACGUCGGGUUACUACUUAGGAGGUGAAGACGGUGCGCCUGUUUCUGUCGGAGAAUGGUCGACAACAUAUAGCACGCCGUAUCAGUACGGCAACUAUGAAUUAACAACACCUGAAACCGAAGGACAGGCGCUUCUACCUAUGUCUUCAUUCUAUGCCAAUGAGACCGUAGCUGCGACAGCUCCACCGAUCAAUCCUGGCUUCACACACACAGACGGUAUCAGCAAAACGUUAUACCCAUUUGCAGAAAAAGCGAGCGCAAGUUAUUGCUUUGUACCAUCAACGCCUGUCAGCUCGCCACCUUCCUUAGCUCCAUCGGAAUGGUUAGCAAAUUAUAAUUCAUCACAUUCUUCACACUUCGUACAGGCUGCAAGCAAGAACAGAACAAAUCUUGGUUUACACAUGCCCACUGCUACAGAAACUUUACGUUUGGAAGACACCAACGGCUUGGUAAGGAACCAUGUGGAGAAUGUUAACGGAAUACGUAUGGAAGAAAGAUUGGAUGAAGCCAUAAAUGUUUUGCAGAACCCCGCACAAUAUCAGCUGGGAAUGGGUCAAUUACUUGUGAAUACGAAGGCCUUAAGUUCAGUAGAAAGUAUUCCUGAUAAUAAAUCUAGGAGAAUUAGGAGAUACGGGACAGAUGAGGAGGAAACUGACGAACUUGGAAAUAAGGCGGUGCGUGAGAAAGAUCGCAGGCAGACCAACAAUGUUCGGGAACGGAUACGUAUCCGAAAUAUUAACGAGGCGCUUAAAGAAUUGGGGCAAAUGUGCAUGUCACAAUUAAAUACGGAUAAACCCCAAACAAAGGUGGGAAUCUUAAAUAUGGCUGUUGAAGUUAUAAUGAAAUUAGAGGAAAAAGUUAGAGAAAGAAAUUUAAAUCCAAAAGCAGCUUGCCUGAAGAGGCGUGAAGAAGUGAAAGCGGAAGAUUGGCAAGAACAAGUUCCUGGACCUCAACAAAUGUUAUCAGCUUCUCACUACGAUGUCAUACCAGCACAACAUUUGCCACACAAUCCCGGACAGCCUCAAUAGGAUUAGUUCCGUAUGUUUAUUUUUAUAUUUUUUUUUCUGAAUAGACCAAAACUAUUGCUAGUGGUUGGAACUUGAAGUUGACUAUAUCAUAAGCAUAAUUAUUAUGUAAAUAUUUGUAAAUAAACAAAUUUAAUGUUUUUGAAUAUAAUA
This is a messenger RNA of Nicrophorus vespilloides, 1503 nucleotides long. Its product is annotated as transcription factor E2-alpha-like. Gene Ontology annotation, molecular function: DNA-binding transcription factor activity, RNA polymerase II-specific; RNA polymerase II cis-regulatory region sequence-specific DNA binding; protein dimerization activity. Gene Ontology annotation, biological process: regulation of transcription by RNA polymerase II. The coding region runs from base 1 to 1353 and encodes 450 amino acids. The record is from RefSeq and is a predicted model, not a curated record. The transcript has a single exon. Gene Ontology annotation, cellular component: transcription regulator complex. Lineage: Eukaryota; Metazoa; Arthropoda; Insecta; Coleoptera; Silphidae.